Messenger RNA from Paramecium pentaurelia, 1197 nucleotides. NCBI's taxonomy places the organism in Eukaryota, Ciliophora, Oligohymenophorea, Peniculida, Parameciidae. The record is from the annotation of a GenBank genome assembly.
CAUGAAGACCCUAUUGUUAUUGCUAGUUGUUGGUGUAAUGUGCCAAAAUGAAGUUGACACAGUCGAAAAAUUAUUGGCUGACUUAAAAGGAGCAUCAGCUGUUGAACUUACAGCACUUAAUACAGAUUAUACAGUUUCUAAAAAUGUACAAUUCUAAUAAGCAUUUUAGCUCAAAGAGAAUAUAAUAUUCAAUUUAGGUAAAGCUUAUUAAGAAUAAAACUUUUUAUGCGCAAGUCGAGAUAAAUCUGUCUCUGAUAGAGAAUCAGAUAUUGAUAAAACAAAUAAAUACAUUGCUUAUUUAUAAAAGAGACUUGUUGAUAAUUCAAACAGAAUUCAUACUCUUGAUGCCAAUAGGUAAAAUAUCCCAUUUAAAAUAGAUGUACACAUUCCUCAAAUUAUAUUGAAAGAGUCAAAAAUGAUAAUAUGACUUUAAGAUUAAUAAUAUUUUUGAGAAACUCACUUUAAAAUUUAGACAAUAAUCAAUUAAAUAGAUAUGGUGCUUAUGUUGAAAAGUUUUUAACAAUGUACAAAUAAGCCAAAAUAUCAGAAUUGGUUGAAUUAGCACAUGAAUUUGCUGAUACAAUGUUUAUUGAUUGGAAUUAAGUUACACCUUCUUCAUAAGGAAAUAUCAAUACUGUUAAAGGAUAAUUAAUUGAAAUGCUUAAUGAUAUGGAAAGGUAUAUAAGAGAACAAAUAAAAAAUGUAUAAAAUCUAGAGAUUGCCACAGGUGUUACUUUGGCUGAUUUCAAGGGAGCUAUAGAUAUAGAAAAUGAAUAAAUUAAUUAUGAUCUUUCAUCUGAAUAAAAGAAUCUCAUAAAAUUAGAAGAACAAUUAGUUUAGGCAAGAUUAGCUGCUGUUAAUUGCAGAGAAAAAGGAGUUGCCUUACAAUAAUAAUAAUAAAGAGCUAUUGAAGUAUACUUUAAUUAAAAUAUUGAUAGGACUUAAAAAAUGAAGAAAUUUAAUAUAAUAAAAAUAAAGCAAGAUUAUAAGAAGAACUUAAUUUAUUUACUGAUGUUUACAGAAUUUAUUCUACUUAAGUAGGAACUUCUGAAGAUAAAUUCAAAUAAAGAGUUGAUGACUAUGUUAAUGAUAGGGUAUUUAUUAAUAAUCUAUAAAAAUAUUAGAAAGUUGAUUCAUAUGAGAGAUCUUAAUAUUCUUUAAGUGAUGCAGUUAGAAAAUAGGUUUAAAAUGAAUGAA